AUGUCUAUUCCAAUGGAACUGGGGCACCUUCUGAGUAACCUCUCGAGUGAGGUGGAUGGAGGUCCUCAGGUAGCAUCAGAAGGGUUCCUGGUCAAUGUAUCUCGAUCGGCACUGCUUGGAUGUCUGUUCAUAGCAUCCUGGGCUGUAUACAAUGUGUUCAUAUACCCUCGAUUCGUCAGUCCCCUGAGGUCCCUCCCUCGCGCCAAGGGUGGCUACCCGAUCCUCGGUCACGCGUUAGCCCGAUUUAAACAGCCCUUGGGGGAAGAGUACUUGCGUUUCGUGGAAGAAGUACCUAACGAAGGAAUCAUUCUCUUCCGCGACCUAUUCAACUCAGAUCAUCUACUCCCCACGAGCACCGCGGCCCUCCAAGACGUUCUCUCCAAGAAAUCAUAUAUGUUCGAGAAGCCCAGUGAAGUGCGCGAAUUCACGAGCCGGAUAUUAGGAGGCGGCAUCCUCACUGUCGAGGGCGAGAUCCACAAGCGCCAGCGCAAAGACAUCACGCCGAACUUCACCCUGAGGCAUACGAGACAGCUUGCGUCGCUGUCAUGGAGUCGGACCAUGGAGUUGGUCCGUGGUAUUGCAAGCGAGAUUGGGUCGCAAGCACAGUGCGGUAGUGCCAUGGACCGAGGAGAUAAGUCGGGUAUAGUGGAUAUGAAUGUCUGGGCUACGCGCACAACGCUGGAUAUAAUUGGAAUUGCCGGGUUAGGACGCGAUCUCAAGACGCUCAAUACCUCGCGGGUUGCCCUCCACGAGGCCUAUACGGCGGCGUUUACGGGCACGUGGAGGAAGAGCUUCCUGUAUGUCGCGAUGUUGUGCAGGCUGACUUGGUUGAUUGACUGGAUUCCAUGGAGGGUGGAUGAGCGGUUCAAUCAGGCCACUGACUACCUGAGACGGUUCUGUCGGGAGUCCAUCGAGGAGAGCAGACGGGAGAAACAAAGCAACGGGAUAAGCUCCCCGGACUUCCUGACCAAGCUCAUCGAGUCAAACAAAUUCACGGAUGAUAACCUGGUGGAGCAAUUGCUGGCGUUUCUAGCAGCGGGACAUGAAACAAUAGCCGGCUCACUGGGAUGGUCCGUUUACCUCCUUGCCACUCAUCCUAGCAUCCAGACUGUUCUGCGAGAAGAGUUACUCUCCUGCGCCUCGCCCGAAGAAUGGGCCAUGCAAAGUCCCGACAUCACGACUCGUCUCGAACGCGUUCCCCUUCUCAAUGCCGUCUGCAACGAAACCCUUCGUCUUUAUCCCUCCAUACCACUGACACCCCGUGUCGCCAAACAGGACACGUCCAUCCUUGACUGUCCCGUCCCCAAGGGAACUCGAGUGAUGAUAGCACCGUAUGCGAUCAACCGGGCACCGCAUCUGUGGGGACCGACCGCGAAUGAAUUCAAGCCGGAGCGAUGGAUCGACGAGACGACGGGCGAGGUAAACAAGAAAGGAGGCGCUGAUAGCACGUAUGCCAUGCUAACGUUCCUGCAUGGGCCGCAUAACUGCAUGGGGUCGGGGUACGCAAAGGCGAAUCUUAGGGUUAUGGUGGCUGCUUUGGUGACGGCGUUCGAAAUGGAAUUGGCGUAUCCUGAUGAAAGGGUAUUACCGAGUGGGAGGCUUGCGGCGAGACCGGGGGAUAAAAAUGAUCGGUUGAUGAUACGAUUCAGGCCUGUAGUUAAAGAGUAG
Aspergillus melleus is the source of this 1668-nucleotide messenger RNA. RefSeq names its product cytochrome P450. The record is from RefSeq and is a predicted model, not a curated record. Gene Ontology annotation, molecular function: heme binding; monooxygenase activity; oxidoreductase activity, acting on paired donors, with incorporation or reduction of molecular oxygen. Bases 1 to 1668 code for a protein of 555 amino acids. Lineage: Eukaryota; Fungi; Ascomycota; Eurotiomycetes; Eurotiales; Aspergillaceae. The transcript has 3 exons.